Messenger RNA from Talaromyces rugulosus, 348 nucleotides. RefSeq lists its product as uncharacterized. NCBI's taxonomy places the organism in Eukaryota, Fungi, Ascomycota, Eurotiomycetes, Eurotiales, Trichocomaceae. The record is from RefSeq and is a predicted model, not a curated record. The transcript has 2 exons. The coding region runs from base 1 to 348 and encodes 115 amino acids.
AUGAACAAAUCCGUAAAUUCGUCUGUUGCGUGGUUUGCCGGCCUAACGAUGAACGGAAACAAACCCGGCGACGACGUCCGCGAUCAGGAUCCGUUUUCUUGUCACGGUCCUGUUGUUAUCAUGAAGCAACCCUCGAGAGAGGCUCGCAUCAUCACUGGCCCAUCAUCCAUCUUCGCCAAGUCUACUAUUGAUCUCGGUCUCCGUAGGGCCGGUUGGGACGGUCCACCAGUCACUGCAAGGGGCGGUCCCAAUCAGGCAUCGGCUGGCGGGACGAGCCUAGCUAGAUGGAGUAUGUUGUCUGUGUUCUGCAGUGAAUCAAUCGACGAGUACAACGACCAACCUCUGUAA